CUAUUGUUCUGUUAGACGAGGCCACCUCCGCUCUCGACACAGAGACAGAGCGCAACAUUCAGAAGUCUCUCAACGCCAUCUGCCGUGACCGCACGUCUGUAGUAGUGGCCCAUCGACUGAGUACUAUUACCAAGGCUGACCAGAUACUUGUGCUUAGCGAUGGGCAGAUCACAGAGAGAGGCACACACGCCGAGCUGCUGCAACGGCAG
Messenger RNA from Sphaeroforma arctica JP610, 209 nucleotides. RefSeq lists its product as hypothetical. The record is from RefSeq and is a predicted model, not a curated record. The annotation marks the transcript as partial. The transcript has a single exon. Gene Ontology annotation, molecular function: ATPase-coupled transmembrane transporter activity. Lineage: Eukaryota; Ichthyosporea; Ichthyophonida.